Thamnophis sirtalis is the source of this 2620-nucleotide messenger RNA. The record is from RefSeq and is a predicted model, not a curated record. Lineage: Eukaryota; Metazoa; Chordata; Lepidosauria; Squamata; Natricidae.
GAGAAGGCCCUUCUCCUGGACCCCAUCUGCCAGAAUUUCCUGGCCAAUGGGGCCCACAGCAUGCUUCCUCGGCCAGCACAGCUGGGGCAGGGUAAUGGCCUGAGCCCAUGGGUGAAAUGUUACCAGUUCGGACCAGUUUGCCCAAACCGGUAGUAAAAAAAUGCUACCAUUUGGACGAACCAGUAUUUCCAACUGGUUGUGACAUACGAUUUAUAUUAGCUAGAAUCGUCGGAUUUCCUGCUUUCUACCUAAUCUAAAUCACGUGGCACAGUGGAUUCCCCCACGCCCCGCUGUUCUACUUACCUUUGCAGACACGCCUGGUAGCAGCCUCUGAUCACCCUCCCAAUGUCAUCACGUCCAUUUUUGACAAUGUGUAUGCAUAGAAGGCUCACACACAUGCUCACAUUUACGAAUUGGUAGCAAAGGUAAGUAGAUUUCACCCCUGUAUGAGACGGUCCUUCAAGUAACUUGGACCCGUGCCGCAAAGGGCGUUAAAGGUAGCUAUCAACACCAACUGUCCUGCUGAUAUCCUGUAUACUGCUUUGACUUUUGUUUCUGAAAAUGAACAAUAAUAUUGUCCUUAAUAAACCACUCUUGCAGGGCGCAGGUUGAAGAAGGCUGGCAUAGGCUGGGUAGGAUGCGUCUUCCUUGACCAAGCAGCUUCUUGAUAUCAUCUUACAGGCCACCGUUCGCCCCAAUGGCCCCCAAAAAGAAAAGCUCCAAAAAGAGCAAGCCGGUGAAGAGAGACACUCCUGUUAGUGUCACCUUAGCUGAAGAUCCUUCUCUUGACAUUGACCAACAUCAUCAACUGGACAGUUUGUUCGAAAAUGGCUCUGAUGGCUUCCUUUGCACCGCCACAGAAGUCACCAAUCCAAGCCAUGGAGCCAAGAUGCUGAUGGAGAUGAGCUCCCUGCAGCAGGAGCGCUUCCUUUGCGACCUCACUGUUGCUACCAAAACCAAAUCGUUCAGAGUUCAUAAACUGGUGAUGUCCUCCUGCAGUGACUAUUUCAAAAACCAGCUGAAGAAGGAUCCCAGCCUUCAGCAAGUGGUCCUCAGUGACAUCUCCUCCUUGGGCCUGGCCACCGUCAUCUCGUACGCGUACACGGGAAAGUUGAGUCUGUCCCUGUACACCAUCGGCAGCACCAUUUCCACCGCCAGCCACCUCCAGAUGUACGCGCUGCUCAACAUGUGCUCGGAUUUCCUCAUCCAGGAGAUGAACGUGGAAAACUGGAUGUAUAUUGCCAACAUGGCAGACACGUACAAUCUUGGUCGGAUUAAAGAUGCUGCCAGGAGGUUCAUUCGGGAACAUUUCCUAGAGUUCUCGGAGACGGAGCAGUUUUUGAAACUCACCUUUGAACAUUUGAACGAAUUGCUGAUGGAUGACAACCUGGAGUUCCCAAGUGAAGUGAUGGUCUUCCAAAUUGCCAUGAAAUGGCUUGAGUUUGAUGCCAAGAGGAUCAAGUACGGGGCAGAUCUCCUGAAGAACGUGCGGUUCGGCACGAUCCCGGCUCAUGACUUGAUCAACUAUGUCCAGCCUGUUCCGUGUAUGAUGCAGAACCCGGAAUGUCACAAGCUUCUGGUAGACGCUAUGAAUUAUCAUUUGCUUCCUUAUCAGCAAAAUGAGCUUCAGUCCCGAAGAACCAAAAUCCGAGGGAGCCAGAAGGUGCUGCUUAUAGUUGGCGGGCGGCCAUGCUCUGCAGAGAAGUCCCUCAGCAAAGACGUGAGCUACAGAGAUCAAGAAGGGAACUGGAGUAAGCUGACGGAGAUGCCCACCAAAUGUUUCAACCAAUGCGUUGUCCUUAUGGACAGCUUCCUUUAUGUGGCAGGCGGUGAAGAUCAAAAUGACGCCCGGAACCAAGCAAAACAUGCCAUUAACAACUUAUGCAGGUAUGAUCCACGGUUUGGCACUUGGCUACACUUAGCUAACAUGACCCAUAAAAGGACUCACUUCAGCCUCAGUGCUUUCAACGGGCAUCUCUAUGCGGUCGGAGGCCGCAAUGCAAAAGGCACCUUGGUCUCUAUCGAAUGCUACAUCCCUUCGGCCAACAGCUGGCAACCCAAAGCCAACAUGGAGCUGCCACGCUGCUGCCACGCCAGCGUGGUCAUCGAUGGGAAGAUCUUGGUGACUGGUGGCUACGUGAACAAUGCUUACUCCCGGACCGUCUGCAGCUAUGACCCUGCCCUGGAUUCUUGGCGGGACUGUAGCUGGCUGAGCAGCCCUCGAGGCUGGCACUGCGCUGCCAUGUUGGCCGGCCGAGCCUAUGUUCUGGGGGGCAGCCAGCUGGGCCCCCGCGGGGAGAGGGUCGACGUCAUUCCAGUGGAGUGCUAUAAUCCCUCCACUAACCAGUGGAGCUUCAUGGCCCCCUUGGCCACUGGCCUGAGCAUGGCAGGGGUGGCCACUCUCAGUGGGCAAAUCCUCCUCGUUGGGGGAUGGAACGAAAGUGGGAAAAAAUACCAGAAGGCAAUUCACGCCUUCAACCCUGAUCUGAAUGAAUGGACCGAGGAAGGGGAGCUUUCGGAAGGCACCGUGGGGGUGUCCUGCUGCACCAUUGCUCUUCCUCAUGCGAACACCCGGAGUUCCAGAGCUAGUUCGGUGGCCUCGGCCUCUGUGAGCAUGUAA